GUAUCCGGAAACUGUUCGUAACUUGCUUUUCAUUCCGGUUCUCAGGGUCUACACCAUUUCCCCGAGCUUUUUUAUAUACAAACAAUUAUACUGCUUGGCCUCGUAGAAAAAGCAACGUUUCUUACCUUAUUCAAACAACUGCCAAGUACUCCGAAAUUAAGUUGAAAGGGACUGUACUCGUAGGUAGGUAUCUAGCUUCCCCGCUAUCUUAUGCAGCGAGGCUGUGGAGAGCCUUAAUCCAAAGACGCUCUUCCUAUCUCUGAUCGUCACAGCCCUUUAACAACUUGAUAAGGUACUUGCUAAGAACAUUUAUAGCCCAGACCACUGAAGGCAGCUAGCCUAUAAGUCUUUGAUCCCUUCUACCUCAGAUAUUCGAAGAGCAGAUCCUGGGGUACAGCAACAGAGAACCAUUUUAUCACCAGCGCCGACUUGUGAACCUGACUUCUAGAAUCGAUAUUUGUACUCCUGUACUAUAUCUGUUGUUCUCUUGGGUAAUUGAAUUGAGUGGCAAUGCGAGAGAUCUGAAGGGUAAUACGGGCAGUCGAUGUGGAAGAGGCUGGGAGGUCCUCCAAAGCCCAUUCAACAUUGCCGAGGAUUCCCCAUGACGUUGCCGAAGCCCCACUAAGCCGCAUCAUAUGGCGCCCUGCAAGUCGAAAACAUCUCCCUAGUUUUCGUUCCCCCACUUCAACUCUGGUCUAUUGUACAUCUGAAAUAUCUCCUUGCACUGUCUCUUGUCGCGCCUCGCUCUACCUUAUUUCAGAUGCAACGCUACCUACACUCGGAAACUCUAACGACCGAAGAGAGAGAUAGUGGGGUGAAGACACGCCAGACACGACAGGAAGACCGAGUUAGGGGAUGUGCAUAUUACGUGCUUGAGACACGGUCUUUAAGUGGGUGCCCGCGCGAGGCUGCGGAAAGGGCCUGGCAGAGUGGGGGUCUCCUAGAGGAUUGAUUACAAAGGGGCAUCGCAGUGCAUCCAAUCUGCGUGUGGUGAAGUGGUGGACUUCUGGAAUUGUUACGAUAUCCAUCGAGGGGGGGAAGAGGGUGAGACUGCAUCUGCAAAAGCGGUUAAUUGUUGGCAGAACAGAAAAGACCCGGACGCGACAACUAUUCUGUCUCGAGAUAUUUGCUGGUAGCCUUCUCCAGCCUCGGCGGAACCUGCGCAUGCGAUUCGAAGAGAAAGAGACUUCAAGAGCAUAAUAGUUGUACGAUUCGGAACAUACAUCCAGCAGCAUACACGAGGAAAAGGAAGGCAGCACUUGAGAACAUACGUGCUUCCAGAACAUAUCUCCUCUUUGAGUGAGUGAGUAGAGCAAAAUGGGGCUCUUAGCUUUAGGAACCCCGCUCGACUGGCCGGAAGCUAAGAAUAAUGCGAAUCAUGUCCGGGAAUGGGGGAUCAAGCAAUUGUUAGCCAUAUGGAAUAGGGCAAAGGGAAAAGAGAAAGAUGCUCUACUCUGGGGUGAUGAGGUCGAAUAUCUGGUUGUUACAUAUCAGGAAACAGAUCCUCGGGUUACACUAUCCUUGAGACAGGCGGAUAUCUUGACUGCUCUGGCACAGGACGAGAAGUUAUGCAUAGAAGGAGGUUGUGUGCCAGAUUUGCAGGAUGUAGACAGGGCAAGCACGCUACCAAUCUUCCAUCCUGAGUUCGGACGAUUCAUGCUGGAGGCUACACCUGGAAAACCGUGGGGAAUCGGCUUCAAGGAUUUAUUAGAUGUGGAGACAAACAUGAGAUUGAGGCGAAAAAUUGCAAAGGAUCAUAUGCAUCCAGAAGAAUAUCCCAUCACAUUAACGACAUAUCCGCGACUUGGAAGCCCAGGGAUUUUCACGACACCAUAUUUCCCGCUAUCUGGCUGUAAGCUACGGUCACAAUUUGUCCCUGACGAAAUUGCAAACCCUCACAUCCGAUUCCCUACUUUGGCAGCAAAUAUCCGCUCACGAAGAGGCCGAAAGGUUCAAGUGAACGUUCCAGUAUUCAAAGACGAGAAUACUCCUUGGCCUUGGAAAGAUCCUACAGUCAACUAUGAUUUACACAACUGGCCUGAAGACGAUGAUGUCCGGAAUGGGGCUUCUCCAGAUAAUUUCAUUCAUAUGGAUGCCAUGGCUUUUGGAAUGGGAAGCUGUUGUUUACAGAUCACUUUUCAGGCUAAGAACAUCACAGAAGGACGAAAGAUGUAUGAUCAGUUGAGUCCGUUAGGUCCAAUUCUUUUGGCUCUAACUGCGGCUACUCCAAUCUACAAAGGAUUCUUAGCAGACACAGAUGUGCGGUGGAAUCAGAUCAGCGCCGCAGUCGAUGAUCGGACACCUGAGGAAUUAGGGGAGAAGCCCUUGAAAGACAGCCGUUGGCGAAUACCAAAAUCUCGUUAUGCCUCGAACUCUACCUACAUAUCAGAUGAUCCCCGCCUAAGGAAGGAAUAUCUUGAUCCUGAACUCGUCACAGAUCCAGACGUUAAACAACAACUCAUGGACGGCGGUAUGGAUUCUGUCCUCGCUACCCACUUUGCACAUCUCUUUAUCCGCGACCCUAUUGUAAUCUUCGCCGAAGACCUCCAAGAUCUCGACCUUACCAAAACCGACCACUUUGAAAACCUGCAAUCCACAAAUUGGCAGCACAUCCGCUUCAAGCCUCCACCACCGAACAAUGACAUCGGCUGGCGAGUCGAAUUCCGACCCAUGGAAAUCCAAAUCACCGACUUUGAAAACGCCGCAUUCUCGGUGUUCAUUGUCCUCAUCACCCGCGCUAUCCUCAGUUUCGACCUCAACUUCUAUAUCCCUAUCCCUAAAACAGACGAGAACAUGAAAACAGCCCACAACCGUGACGCUGUCCUGAAAGACAAAUUCUACUUCCGCAAAAACCCCUUCCCGACACGCUUUCCCCGCCCGUAUUCUCAGAAUGGCGGCUCGAGGUCAGGAACUAACACCCCUACUAUCAGCCGUCCGCCCUCGCCUACAGGCCCAGUCGAGGACGAAUACGCGCUCAUGAGCAUCGACGAGAUCAUGAAUGGCAGCAAGCCUGACUCUGAUAACAACUUCCCAGGUCUGAUCCCUCUCGUGGAGAGCUAUCUCGAUAGUAUGAACGUCGAUGUCAAGACGAGGUGCGAGUUAGCUGCGUACCUGAACCUGAUCAGACGGCGUGCCGACGGCACGCUCUGGACGGCUGCGAAGUGGAUCAGGGAAUUUGUGAGAAGCCAUGAGGAGUACAAGGGGGACAGCGCAGUGGGAGAGAAGAUCAAUCAUGAUUUGAUUGGGGCGGUGAUUAAGAUUGAGAGUGGAGGACGGAAGGACGUUAAGGAUAUAAAGAGCUUUCUUGGGAAAGAGAAUUCAUGGUGUAGCUAGUGAUCAGUGAAGCCUUGAGUGGUUUCGCUGGUACGUAAUCAGCUAUUGUGCACAUGUAGUGAAGAUGUAGUGGCAACUAGAUCUUAUCCAUGACGCUGGCCAUAUAAA
Molecule: messenger RNA, 3441 nt
Organism: Cadophora gregata
Lineage: Eukaryota; Fungi; Ascomycota; Leotiomycetes; Helotiales; Ploettnerulaceae
Product: Zn finger-containing GTPase- Activating Protein for ARF
Exons: 7
Coding region: 1318-3333 (671 amino acids)
Biological process (GO): glutathione biosynthetic process
Cellular component (GO): glutamate-cysteine ligase complex
Molecular function (GO): glutamate-cysteine ligase activity
Source: RefSeq, a predicted model, not a curated record